Messenger RNA from Helicoverpa armigera (cotton bollworm), 855 nucleotides. RefSeq lists its product as uncharacterized. The record is from RefSeq and is a predicted model, not a curated record. The transcript is spliced from 5 exons. Bases 111 to 770 code for a protein of 219 amino acids. NCBI's taxonomy places the organism in Eukaryota, Metazoa, Arthropoda, Insecta, Lepidoptera, Noctuidae.
CGUGGUUCGAAAAUAUAGUUUCCGACAAGGCCACUAUAUUUCCGCCGCUUGAGGUUCUCCGCAGCCGCAGCGGCAGCAGCAGCACAGCACGCAGAACUUGCAAGACGACAAUGUUUGCUCAACUCUUUACAUUGGUCUGCGCUUGCGCUCUAGGCAGCACCAGUCAAUUACCACCAUAUGUGGAUUAUGAAAUGGCAAUACAAUCAGCUCUCACAACGUUGGAGGAAAAUGUCUUAUCAGUCGAUGGAGAUAUACCUCAACUGGACGACCCCAAACGUCAUUAUAUACCAAUUAUAAAUGUAAUUCUUGAAGGGGCAAAGCGCAGGGAUGGCUGUUUUAUUCCUGACUAUGAUGGACAGUACCCUGAAAUUGUGAACGCAUCAUUAGCACAGGGCCUCGCCAAUCCACAAGGCGUUGUUACUGAACUCAGCGAGCUUAUCGAAGUUCUACGCAAUAUAACUAAACAGAUAGUUAACAUGGUUGAACCAUAUUUAAAGGAGGAAUCUUCAGAACAUGCUGAUGAGUUAAUAUCCGAAGGCAUUAUAUUGAAGCAGAAUCUUGAGAAGGAAAAUGACGUAUACCUUGCUGUCGGUGCAGCUGCACAAGCAUUAGAUAAAAUAAAUCCCUUCUUACUGGAAACGGCACUGAACUACACCACAACUACAUUCGCAGUUGAGGAUAAAGAAUACGUACUUAAAGAUGCUAUUGAGAAGACUGCUAAUGUUUAUCGAUCGGUCAAAACCUGGAGAGGAUUAGUUGGCUGCUAUUAAAAUCCUUUCGUAAUUAGCAUCUGUUGUAAAAUUAUUUGUGAACAGUAUUUUUGUCUUCUACAUGAAAUAAAUACUUUUGCCUGAA